Messenger RNA from Portunus trituberculatus (swimming crab), 1866 nucleotides. RefSeq names its product proteasome assembly chaperone 2-like. Gene Ontology annotation, cellular component: nucleus; cytosol. Gene Ontology annotation, biological process: proteasome assembly. The coding region runs from base 359 to 1105 and encodes 248 amino acids. The record is from RefSeq and is a predicted model, not a curated record. The transcript is spliced from 8 exons. NCBI's taxonomy places the organism in Eukaryota, Metazoa, Arthropoda, Malacostraca, Decapoda, Portunidae.
AAGGUAAGCGACGUCAACAGUCAACACCAAGGAUUGGUGGACGGCGGCAGCGUGACUAGAGCUUUUUGUGAUACUUUCGUAUUACACUGUAUGAGUGUGUAGCCCUCAGCUUCACUGCCUCUGCUGUAGCAAAUACAGGAGACCGUAGAGCACAUAUCCGUGUAGUCUGUAGUAGUGGUCACACUUCCAGUCACUUAGUGCCUUGCCUCACUCGUCCCCUGGCCCUGCCACCAAGAGGAACGAACCAAUAGUCCCUACUGGUUAGAAACUAGUGGCGUCCAGCCAUCACCACACUGCAGCAGGACCACAUUAGUAGCAGGAAUAAAUAAGAGUGCAGUGUAGUGUGAAGCUGAUCACAAUGUUGGUUCAAGCCUGCAACAAGGACUCUCUGCCCAGCCUUAGGGAUUUCACUUUGAUUCUGCCGUCAGUGAGUGUUGGCAAUGCUGGACAGCUGGCAGUGGACCUGCUCAUCACCAACAUGCCGUGUGAGAAGGUGGCAAUUGUGCACCAUACAGCACUGUACCCAUUGGUGGGAGGCAACCCAUAUGAUCCCAACAGCAAAGAGGUCACCACCAGUGCUGACUUGUACCUACUUGCCUCUCAGUCCUUGGCUGUGAUGCAGAUCCGGGCACCACUAAUCAGGACGGAGCGGCAAGCAUUCCUGGUGGAGCUGACAGACUGGUGCAAGGCCGGGGUGCGGGAGAUAGUGAUGUUUGCAUCCUGCAAUGCUUAUGAGCGCUGGGACAAUAGCCAGAUGACCGGCCCACAGCUGCGUUACCUCACUUCCAGAACAUCACAGCAGAACAUAAAAGAUCUUCAGUCUGCUGGGGCUUUAGAGCUUGAGAAAUGCACAGAUGAACAUGGAGUUGAGCAGCCUUUCCUCUCAGGCAGUGGAUUUGUAAAGCACUUUAUGGAGGUCUGUGACCUCCCCACCACUGUGCUCAUCAAGUUUGUCGAGGAGGGAGACAACUCAAUGGAUGCUGUGAUGCUCCUCAACUUUCUCAGUUCCUGGAAGAAGCUGGUGGAGAGGGAAAACAUAGCGUGGAAGAUGCCGUUUUCCUGGAAAAACAUGUUUGGUAGACCGACACCAAGGGAGAUCUACUGAAUUACCCACAUGGAAGAGCAUGGUGUCUCUUUGUUGUGACCAUGAAACUUGUUAAUUAUUUGUCCAGCAAAAUGUCAUGAAAAUUGCAUUCUGGUAAUGAAAAUUGUGGAGAGAGAGAGAGAGAGAGAGAGAGAGAGAGAGAGAGACUGUCCUCUACCAUCCUAUAAUCCAUGGGUGUAGCAGCUGAGUUACAGAAGCAAUGUUAUAUCAAGGCAUGGUGGCUUUGUGGUUGUAUAAGUACUGAAUAGUACAGAGAAAUUGUAGAACUGAUUUUUACUUUGCUUCUCUGUACAUCACACCCUGGUGCUCAUUUAGGAUAUGUUCUCUCUCUCUCUCUCUCUCUCUCUCUCUCUCUCUCUCUCUCUCUCUCUCUCUCUCUCUCUCUCUCUCUCUCUCUCUCUCUCUCUCUCUCUCUCUCUCUCUCUCUCUCUCUCUCUCUCUCUCUCUCUCUCUCUCUCUCUCUCUCUCUCUCUCUCUGAGGUUAUUGUACACUAUAUAUGAGGCACUUAGUGUUGGAAGUGCAAAUCCCCACAAAAUGAGGUUUUGAGAUAUUUGACAUUUGAAAUAUAUUAGUUUGAAUUUAUUUUACUCUUGUGGGCCAACUCCAGCCAUAACUUAUUUUUAGAUAUUUUCAUUUCAAUAUUUGUUUUUAAAAUUUGGUAGAAAAUUUCAUGAAGAUAGUUGUUUUUCAAAUCAAUACAUGCUAGUGAAGAUUUUUUUAUUGGAAAAGCAUGUAGUAUUAUCAAUAAAUUGUUUCUUUU